AUGGAGAAAUAUAGCACUUCCUGCCGGCUAAUUCUCUGCUGUAACAGUUCUUCGAAGGUUACUGAAGCUAUUCGUUCCCGUUGUCUGAAUGUUCGAAUAAAUGCUCCUGCACAGGAACAGAUAGUUAGGGUCUUGGACUUUAUUGGGAAGAAAGAAGGGCUGGAAGUUCCACCUGGAUUUACUGCUCGUAUUGCUGAAAAAUCAAAUCGAAGUUUAAGGAGAGCCAUACUCUCAUUCGAGACUUGUCGGGUUCAACAGUACCCUUUCAAAAAUUAUCAAGAAAUCUCUCCAUUGGAGUGGGAAGAGUAUGUUUCCACCUUAUCCUCCGACAUAAUGAAGGAGCAGAGUCCUAAAAGAUUGUUUGAGGUUCGAGGAAAGUUGUAUGAGCUACUAGUCAACUGUAUUCCUCCUGAGAUUUUGUUGAAGAGACUUCUAUAUGAGUUACUGAAGAAACUGGAUGAUGAUUUGAUGCAUGAGGUCUGUCAUUGGGCUGCAUAUUAUGUAAGUUCAUAGAAUGCGAUUGGGUCAGAAAGCCAUAUUUCACCUUGAAGGUAAUUUCAGAUCAUACAUUCUAGACUCUACUAUACUUAUAAUACGCGGAAGGGGAAAACAGCUUCCCCAUUUCAAAUUUGCUGCCUCCGGAGCGUUUCUCGGAUGGUUAUUUUCGGAUACGGGAAAUAUACAUCGGCUCAUAUUGGGACGGUGAACGGGCCUGGCGAUUUUUUUGUGGUGAGUCGGAGCAGCGCUGUCCCCGGUCAGUGUCUUCACCGCCGAAAUCAGUAAGCGCGCUCUCUCCGUCCAGCUUCUUCACCGCCGAAAUCAGAACCCAAGGAAUUGGUGAUGCAGUCCCACAACCGUCACUCCCGCAGCGAUUGUCCUUCCUUCCUCACAAGAAUAGGAUCUCGCCAUCUUGACUUCUCUCUCCCACAUCUCCAGUUGGAUCCAUUUAUUUGGUGUUGUUCUCCCUCUCAACUCGAGAACUUCGCUAUAUCCAUCUUCCUUCCGUUCGAUCAAUAACCUGCUAGAGCAACAGCCAAUCCGUCAGCGCCGGCCUGUAUGUUUCUAUUCGACUGGUUCUAUGGAAUUCUGGCAUCUCAUGGGUUCUUCCAUCUUCCUUCCUUCACAUGUUGAAAGACGAGGCGGAGAUAACACCGACGAGGUGCAGAAGUCGGAUUCAGCAAAAAACAAUUAAGACUAGGGAAAUAACUUCAAUGGCAAUGGCGGUACUAGGCAACAGAGUACCUGGAAAAGUGGUGUGCUGACACCAACACUCUGUAGAUUGCAGCAAGGAAAAAUAGAUUUGCAGAGCUCAAGGACAAUUAUGGGGCACUAGAGCUUGCCCUGGAAAUCAAGACGAGUUCGAAUCAGAAAAUGUUGCCAGCUGCAUGUUCUAUUUGCUCUAUAGACUAUAUACUCAAGGAUCCUUACAGAAAUAUUGAUGAUGGUUCUUUCCUCAGAAUUCCGUUCCGGGUUCUUCCAUCAGAAGUCCUUCAAUACAUCCCUCUUUACUACUUUUUUCUUUGAGGUAAUAGUUGUUUCUGUAACCCUAUUAUAAUGCCUUUGACAAGUCCUUCAAUACAUCCCUCUUUACUACUUUUUUCUUUGAGGUAAUAGUUGUUUCUGUAACCCUAUUAUAAUGCCUUUGACAGCCCACAGAACAUCAAUGCCUCCAACAUUUAGAAUUUGUGUGAUAUAAUGAUCCAUGUAUUUGUGGUGGCUUCACAGGUUCCCAUAGAUACUUUUUCAGUAGUAUGUUGCUCCCCAAGACCCCAACUGAAGUGGUUUCAUACAAAUAAUCUGGUGCAAUGCACUUUUAUUUAUGUACAAACACAACAAUGUGUUAUCCUAAAGAACUCAGAAAGUUUCCUGUAUGUGCUAACCACUUUACAUUUGUGGUAUGUUCCUUUUAUGUUCUCCACUCACUAUUUAGAUUGAACUGAGUUUUCUCUAGAAAAGCAGUGCUAAUGUUUGUGUACACUAGACCUU
This is a messenger RNA of Linum tenue, 1986 nucleotides long. Lineage: Eukaryota; Viridiplantae; Streptophyta; Magnoliopsida; Malpighiales; Linaceae. The record is from the annotation of a GenBank genome assembly.